AUGCCUAAGCAUGCUUGCGCCUGCAAUUCAGACACCGCUGGAACUCUUCGUUUUCAUGAARACCACAUCCAGUUCUGUAAUGGAAAAGAGUAUCUCAGUCUGGCUAUCCAKAGCAAUGUGGGAAGUCRAGACCAUCCAGCGAAAUCGUGCAAGGAUAUMUUUGACAGAAACAGAGAUGCAAAGAAUGGUGAAUACUACCUUAGACUUGGUGGUAAAGUCGUCAAGACAUAUUGUGUCAUGGACCUUAUUUGUGGAUCCCGAGGUUGGGCUAUGAUCAUGAAAAUCGACGGAAGGAAGAGCACUUUCCGAUACAAUUCACACUACUGGACCAACAAAGCAACGUACAAUACUGCUGCUGCAGCCAGCGGACUCAGUGAACAAGAGACAAAACUGGAAACCUAUUCAGAWUUACCAUUCAAUGCUCUUUGCUUGGGAAUGAAGACUGGAAACACAAUKAGAUGGCUGAAGCUUCCCCAGAAAGCUUCAUCUUUGUACUCACUUAUUGCGGACAAUCGGCAACGAUCCACAGGCUUAGGGCGCAAUGCAUGGAAAUCCUUGGUUCCCGGCUCAUCACUCCAGCGUAAUUGUAACCGUGAGGGAUUCAACGUGAGAAACCAUGAUCACUCUAUGGCAAGAAUCGGAAUUAUUUCAAACCAAGAGAACAACUGCAACUCCCCCGAUUCACGUAUUGGAUUUGGGACCGGCGGUCAUUACUGUGGGCAAGACAGAAGCAACAGCGUUGGAAAUGAAGCCCGAUGCAGUCCAGAUAACGGCGACAAAAGUAUCAAGAGUUUUGGCUUCAUAUUAUCUCAGUAGAUCAGGAUAAUUUAGAAAACAAACUGACCAAAAGAUGUCAUCAUUCAGUAGUUACGAUGUGAUUUACACUCAAUAAAGCAUUAUAAAAUUCAA
Messenger RNA from Exaiptasia diaphana, 909 nucleotides. RefSeq lists its product as uncharacterized. The record is from RefSeq and is a predicted model, not a curated record. Bases 1 to 816 code for a protein of 271 amino acids. Lineage: Eukaryota; Metazoa; Cnidaria; Anthozoa; Actiniaria; Aiptasiidae. Gene Ontology annotation, molecular function: oligosaccharide binding. The transcript is spliced from 3 exons.